This is a messenger RNA of Racocetra fulgida, 174 nucleotides long. The record is from the annotation of a GenBank genome assembly. NCBI's taxonomy places the organism in Eukaryota, Fungi, Glomeromycota, Glomeromycetes, Diversisporales, Gigasporaceae.
AUGUCGCAGAAAUACGAUAUUUACAAAAAUCUGAAAAUAUUCAAAAAUAUAGACAAGAAGGAAAGCAGUUCAGAAGAGAAAGAAAACAGUUUGCUUAGUAAAAGUAUAAAUAUUCAAAACUUUCUGAAAGAAGAAAACUACACAAAUAAGAUAGCAAAACUAGAUACACUUUGA